Molecule: messenger RNA, 2443 nt
Organism: Neurospora crassa OR74A
Lineage: Eukaryota; Fungi; Ascomycota; Sordariomycetes; Sordariales; Sordariaceae
Product: vacuolar protein sorting-associated protein 45
Exons: 2
Coding region: 328-2100 (590 amino acids)
Biological process (GO): intracellular protein transport; vesicle-mediated transport
Cellular component (GO): Golgi membrane
Source: RefSeq, a predicted model, not a curated record
CCUCCCCCGGUUUCCCCCUCCAUCAACCCUGAGCUUGACAACAGCUCGACCUUCUUGUCAUCAAAACAACAAAGCUACCAUUGAGCACCAUCUUAUCUUUAACUUUUAAUAAUUACCUACUCACUGAUUCUCUUCACGUGCUCGACCCAAAGUUCGAAGACACCUCGGGCUUGGAUCAAUACAACAUAAGGUGCCAAUCCGCUAAAGCCCCAUAAGUCAUUGGGAGGCUCAGGAGUUCGGGACCAGGAGAGGACUUGUGAAAGCGCAGGACGUGACGCCUAGUAACUCAAAAUUGGAAGCUAAAAUCACACGGUUGACUCGCCCAGGAUGGAUCUGAUACAGGCAGCAUCCGGCUAUGUGACCAAGAUGGUGACGGUCGGUGAAAACGCCGGGACUGCCGCUACGCCAUCAGCCAAGAUGAAGAUGCUCUUGCUGGACAAAGACACCGUUCCCUGUAUCUCAGCUGCCGUCACUGUAUCAACCCUUCUCAACCAUGAAGUCUACCUUACCGAUCGGUUGGACAAUGCUAAACGGGAGAAGAUGAGACACAUGCGCUGUCUCUGCUUCGUCAGGCCACAUCCCGACACCAUCGGCCUGUUGAUCGAUGAGCUACGAGACCCCAAAUACGGAGAAUAUCAUCUUUACUUCAGCAACAUUGUCAAAAAGUCGGCGCUUGAACGGCUAGCAGAAGCCGACGAUCACGAGGUUGUUAAGGUAGUGCAGGAAUACUUUAUGGAUUAUGUUGUUAUCAACACCGACCUGUUCUCACUCAACAUGUCCCUACCCAUGAAUCGGAUAUGGAGCGGCAAUCCCGAUACCUGGAAUACCGAUUCCUUGCAACGGUGUACCGAAGGGGUUAUUUCGGUUUUGUUAUCUCUCAAGAAGAAACCUUUGAUCAGGUACCAGAAGAGCAGCCCUCUGGCUAAGAAGCUCGCAUCCGAAGUUCGAUACUGCAUGACCCAGGAGGACCAGCUAUUCGACUUUCGCAAGGUCGACACACCACCCAUUCUCUUGAUACUGGACAGGCGAGAGGACCCCAUCACACCGCUUCUCACACAAUGGACAUACCAGGCCAUGGUACAUCACCUGCUUGGCAUUCACAAUGGGCGAGUCGAUCUCAGUGAUGUCCCCGAAAUCCGUGCCGAGCUGAAGGAGAUUGUCCUCUCACAGGAUCAAGAUCCUUUCUUCCAAAAGAACAUGUACCUCAACUUCGGUGACCUAGGUGGCAACAUCAAGGAAUACGUGUCGCAGUACCAGUCCAAGACCCAGAACAACGCCAACAUCGAGUCCAUCUCCGACAUGAAGCGGUUCAUCGAAGAGUACCCCGAGUUCAGGAAGCUCUCCGGAAAUGUCAGCAAACACGUAACCUUGGUCUCCGAGCUUAGCAGAAGAGUCGGCGCGCAGAGCCUACUCGAAGUUAGCGAGGUUGAGCAGAGCUUAGCUUGCAACGAUAACCAUGCUGCCGAUCUCAAGAACAUCCAGAGAUUAAUCCAAUCCCCCACCGUAACCCCGGACAACAAAGUAAUCCUCGUCGCCCUCUACGCCCUCCGCUACUCCAAAUCACCCUCGAGUCAACUGCCCAUGCUCGUUGACCUCCUCUCUGCCGCCGGCGGCGUUCCCACCCGUCGCACCGACCGCGUCGCCAAGCUUCUGGCUUACCACUCCUCCCUGCACGCCACCACUGGUGGCUCCGGCAGUGGCGUAGGUGGUAUCGCGGACAUUUUCGAGUCCACGGGUAUAUUUGGCGGCGCCGGCAACCGGUUCAAGGUACUCAAGGGUGUUGAGAACGUGUACACGCAGCAUUCGCCCCUACUGGAGACAACGCUGCAGAACCUGGUCAAGGGCAAGCUGAGGGAGCAGCAGUAUCCGUUUGUGGACGGCGGGGGUUCGACGAGGGAUAAGCCCCAGGAUAUCAUCGUGUUCAUCAUUGGGGGAGCGACCUACGAGGAGGCAAAGAUGGUGGCGGAGAUCAAUGCGAGUGUGCCGGGGGUUAGGGUGGUGUUGGGCGGUACGACGGUGCAUAAUGCGCAGAGUUUCCUGGAGGAGGUGGAGGAUGCUGUUGGGGGGUGGCCGGAACAGGUGGCGCAGGGGAGGAGGUAGGACACAGGGUGAGGAGAAACAAACAAAAGGAAAGGCGGUAAUUUGCGGAAGGGGAGCGAGGCAGGAUCUUAUCAUUAUGACCUCGGUGGGAUACUUGGUGCUGGAAAAGAACUCUAGAUACAGGCACCUUUAAACGUGCUUCGAUGACUUACUUGCCUCUAUUCCUCUAGCCACCCAUCCAUUUGUACGUCAUCAUCACCCAUCGCCACUUUAUAUCCAAGCAGACAGCCCUUUUCUUCCUCAUCCCUCAACUUAGACAAGAGUAACACUAUCCAUACACCCAUAACCCGCUGCCACGCCUCCCUCCUCACUCUUGUCCCCCUUCGUCCUCAACAAAUACCCG